AAGCGGUUGCAAGACAAUGAGGGUGACCGAGUGCAGACAUACCGGGAGCUGGAGAGCGUCUUGCAGGGAGAUGACGGCCGUUUGACGAGCGGUGUCGUGAACCGCCUGAUAGCAGAGGCGUCCAGUGACAUGCGAGCAGCCCAGGGUGUGACAGGUGACAUGAGGACAGCCGCUAGCGAUGUCCUGGUGGCUCUGGCCCGCUCCCACUUCCACUUUGUCAUGCCCGAGCUCCAGAGCCACCUGAAGGCCAUGGGGAAGGUCCCUGAUGAGAUUGUGCUCCUCACCUUGGGCAAAAUGGCCCGCAGCUACGCCCUGCGGUGCAUCCCCUUUGUGAGAAUGACGCUGCUUGCCCUGCGCGCCACGCUGAGCCAGGUGGGGAGUGGCCGGAUGCUGCGCACCGUCUGCAGUGUUCUGGAGCAAUGGUCAAAAGGAGUCAACACGUACUUCUGCAACCGGGAGCAAUGCCCCUUCCCUUGCGAGGGGGUAGCACAGUUCUGUGAAGCCAUUUACCCGGUCUUCCGCUACGCGGCGGUACAUUGGCUGGACUGCAAGGAGGAGGAGGACAAGCAGGCUGUCCUCAGGGCUGUGGCUGCCAUGAUGGAGGUCCUUCUGCAUGAGGAGCAGUACCGCGAGCAUGCCUGGGAGCAUGUCCUCUGGCUCCUGCACCGGUAUCAGGAGGUCCGAGACACCUCCCGGGUCACCGAGAGCCUCAGCUAUGUCCUGGAGAUGCUGGAGGCAGUUCAGACCCCAAUACCACAGGGCACGGCUCUUGCCAUCAGCACCGCUGUGCACCGCCAGCUCUCUGAUGUGACCAAGGAGCCUGGCCUGGCCCAUAAGGCAGCACUGUCCCGCUGCAUCACACUUCAGGCACGAAUGUGCCCCGAGGAGACGGUCAUGUUUCUACACUCCCAGCUGAGUGGUGGGACUGAGGCCGGUCGCGUGGCAGCCCUGGGCCUGCUGGGAGCGCUGGCCCACUCUGACGCACCUGCAGUGAGAGAGAAGCUGCCCCAGGUGGUGGAGGCCAUGGGGUCAGUGUGCCAUGACCCCAGUGCCCAGGUGCGGAGGGCAGUUCUGGAGUUCAUCCGGGAGCUGCUCAGCUCCGGAUCCCAGAGCUGCUGGGCAUGGGAUGCGGUGGGGCACAUCUUCAUCGAGUUCAGCCGAAGCUCGGGCAGACUGGUGGCAGGAGGCCUUUUUCCCUGGGAAACGCAGGAGGAUGGAGCUCUUCGAGCCCUGUGCAUGGACAUCCUGGGCUCUCUGGAUGUCUCUCUGAGAGGGAUGACCAAACUCCUGUGGCCGAGGCUGCUGCAGUAUGUGGUGCCAGCCCAGUACAGUGGCAUGCUGAUCCCACUCUCCCGCUGUCUCCGAGCCCUAGUUGAGAGGUGGGAGAGAGCAGGGUGCAAGGAAGAAGAGGAGGAGCCUGAUGCCGUGGACUCCCAGGAGCAAGCCCGGCUGCCGGCUCCCCAGGCCCUGUUGGCUCGACUGCUGGUGGUGGUGGCGGCUCCUCACAAGAGUGCAGAACGUGCAGUCGCUGCCUUGCAGCUGCUGCAGGCCCUCCACCGCAGGAUCCACAGAGCCUUGGGGGCAGCGUGGGCGACUGAGAUCCCCCUCCUGCUGCAGUCCCUGGAAGGAAAAACCGGGAGCUGCCUGGACUCUGCAGAGUGGGAGCACCGUGUGCUCAAGUUCCUGCGAGCGUCGCUGGAGCCCAUCGAGGACAAGGCCUGGACUGUGGACCUGAGCCAGGAGCUGAGCCAGCAGCUGGGCAGCUCUGCCGCCGGCUCCUGGGAGAAGCUUUUCCUGUACAAGGCUCUUGGGACAGCGCUGGCAGCUUGUCGGGACCUCAGACACGUCCAAGGGCAGGUUCUGAGGUUCCUCCAGGAGACAAACCCCAUGGAGCUGUCUGAGGCCCAGGGAAUGAUUUCUGUUGUGUCCCACGCUGCCCAGAGCCACUUCCACCUGGUCUUGGACGCGGUGAUGAUGUUCUCCACCGCCUCCACCAGAGACGGGUUCUCUCAGACUUCCAUGGGCUGGAAGGUACAGCAGCAGCAGCAGAUGGAGAGAGCCCAGGCCAUUCGCGCUGCUCUCAUGCGCACCUACAGCGGCAUUGCGCUGCGUGCCCCCAAGGAGCAGCUGCUCACCCGUGUGGAUGAAGAAAUCGUGGGCAACAUCCUGCAGCUCUCCAGAGCUAAACAGAGGGAGCGGAUGAAAAAGGGCAAGAAGACAGUGAGGGCAGCUGUGAACAUGCAGCUUUUGCACAGGAGAGGCAUGGAAGACCUGGGCCAUCUCAUCGAAACCCUUCUGGAGGCAGAGGAGACCUCUGCCGGCUUUGACGACGUGAUCCAUAGAGGACAUCCUUGCGAGCAGUUCGGCUCCCUGGUGGGACUGCUGGUGACUCUGACCAGCGACUGCCUGGCCAUGUCCUGCCGGAGGGCAUGGCAGAGCACCCACAGGCCCUUCCUGCUCCGGGCCCGCUUUCACCAGGAGCCCCUCAUCAGCAGUCUCCUCCAGAAAGGUCUGCCCAUGGACAGUGACACGGUGGAGCUGUGGAGGACCCUGGGGAGAAGCACCAUUGUGAUUCAGGUCCUGAGGUGCUUAGUGGAGAAACUAAACAGAGCAGGAAACAACCGCCUGUGGACUUGCUCUUGCGCUUGUGAGCAGCACAGUCAUCAGACUGUUCUGGAGACUGUGAUGAUCACCCGUGCCAUCUCCGAGGUCGUGGUUGCCCUGAGGGACAUGGAGGAGUUCAGGCAGCUGCUUCCCCACCUCCUUCCCAGCCUCCUGAGGUGGGCCAGUGAAAUGCUGGACGAGGAGAGGCUGCUUUCCCCCCUGGGAGAAGGCUGGAGACAACUGUUCCUCGAGGGCCAGGUGCUUGAGGAGAAGCCCUGCAGGAUUUUCCUUUCAGCUAUAGAGUUGGUGCUAGGCAAAUGCAUGGCGCAGACAUGGAUGCAGUGGCUCAUGGAUCAGUCAGUGUGGGCUCGCCUGGAAGACGCCCUGGCUCACCCUGAGGGGGUGCGUCUCCUGACCAGCGUCCUGCUCCAGGCUGGGCUCGUCUCCCCCUGGCUGGUGAAGAACCUCUUGCCAUGGCUGGGUUCGUGCUCAGUUAAGCUGCGGGUGACAGCUACAGCCUUCUUUGCUGAGGUCAGUUCGAGGCACGUGUGA
This is a messenger RNA of Gavia stellata (red-throated loon), 3156 nucleotides long. RefSeq names its product maestro heat-like repeat-containing protein family member 2B. The transcript has 29 exons. Gene Ontology annotation, cellular component: cytoplasm. NCBI's taxonomy places the organism in Eukaryota, Metazoa, Chordata, Aves, Gaviiformes, Gaviidae. Bases 130 to 3156 code for a protein of 1008 amino acids. The record is from RefSeq and is a predicted model, not a curated record.